AUGUACAUUGUCCCGGCGAGCCCUGUGUCCAAAGCAACGACCAGGUUGCCUCCUCGCACUCCGAUGACGGCCCCCUCGCCGUCGCGCGCGCCCCUGCGGGCGCCACCGACCUCGCCGGCGCUGCCGCGGUACGGGACGCCGGUGGAGCGGCACACGGUGGGCGCGCCACGCAGCCAGAUGACGUCAGGAGUCCCUGAAUCUCGUCGGAAGCCUGAGGAGAGCAGUGCCGCCCGGAACACCAUCUCUGGGCUGCGGCCUAGCCAAUUGCUGGUGCACCAGCUACAGAAGGAGGUGGAGAAGUCUGCAGUCGAAAAGCAUCCCAGGCGAGAGGUCGAGAAGCCCUUCCGGGCAGUCCCAGCACCGCCCGCCUUGAUGAAGGCAGCGCAGGAGGCACGCAAGGACGAGGAGCCGUGA
This is a messenger RNA of Durusdinium trenchii, 414 nucleotides long. The record is from the annotation of a GenBank genome assembly. Lineage: Eukaryota; Dinophyceae; Suessiales; Symbiodiniaceae.